Aspergillus sclerotioniger CBS 115572 is the source of this 1948-nucleotide messenger RNA. RefSeq lists its product as uncharacterized. Bases 148 to 1506 code for a protein of 452 amino acids. The transcript has 2 exons. Lineage: Eukaryota; Fungi; Ascomycota; Eurotiomycetes; Eurotiales; Aspergillaceae. The record is from RefSeq and is a predicted model, not a curated record.
UCGCCACGUGCCGCACAAUCAAAUGUCUAAUAUUUCAAAAGCUCUAGACUAUAUACAUGAUUUAAUGCCAGCCGAGACUCUAAUUCUCUUACUGCAGCGUCACCAUGAUAACCACCGAACACCCAACCCUUAUCCAGCUUAUCCCUAAUGACAUCGCCCGAACAUCAUGCCUCGAGUCUUGAGGCCUAUAUAAUCCCUUCCCCAGGAUGCCUCCAAAUCCUACUACCUCUUCCUCUCCACGCCCCAUCACCUUCUACCAUCUGCAGCCUAUUUCAAACCACACCCACCAGCACCAUGUUCUUCACCACAUCCAUCCUGGCCGCAGCCUUGGCCUCCUAUGCCCUAGCUUUUCCCCUUGACAAUGCCCCAAACCCGACCCCGGUCCCGGCCCUACCUCCGGCUCCGACCAUCGCUCCCGAUCAGCCCCCGAAUCCCACUGCUGCCGCCCCCGGAAUCGGAGCCACCGUGACCAUCACCGUCUCGCUGCCUUGCUUCGGCGCCACCGCAACCCUGAACCCGACUCUGGGACUCGGGGCUCGUGAAACUGAGGCUGCCGCUGGCUCCGCUUCUGGAUCUGGCUCCAGCAUCAGCGUCCUCCCCAGCUGUGUGGCCUCUCAGGGACCGGGUUCCAAGCCACCCUCCCCCACCACGACCCCCUGCGUUUCUCCCAGCGUCAUCGAUCCCGACAAUAACAAUGACAAUGGCAAUGGAGAUGACAACGGAGACGACGACGACACCGAUGCCGACGACGUCAGCGUCAGCAGCAAACUCCUCCUCCCACCAAGCAGUGGUGUCCCUACGCUCCCUAAGCCAAUCCAAUCCAAGAUCGUCACUACAUCUACUACCUCUCCCACCAAGGUCCAGACAGCAUCCAUCUCCUCCUCUCCCUCACUGCCCGUCACUCUCACCCCCUCCGCAAGCACUUCCCCUUCCCCCACCCCGAAGGUGUCUUUCUCCUCCUCCGCUUUCGACGACGACCAGGACGAUGACCAGACCAAGACCGCUAGUGCUAGUGACAGUGACAUUGCCACCGCGACCAGCACUCAAACAAAGGACCCCGCCGUGCCUGUUCUUCUUCCCUCUUCAACAUUCAAGACUUUGGCUUCAUCUGAGCCGGCUGCUACCACUACCACCAGCACCAGCACCACCAGCACAACAACCCCAAUCUCAUCCCCAACCACCAAGUCCAAGGACCUGACAAUCACCACCCCGGACUCUGCUGUCACCACUACCACCACCUCCUCAUCCAUCACUUCCUCCACCAGCAGUUCUACUACUUCAGCCCCCACAACCAAAUCCCCCAUCACCACCCCCACCCCCACCAAAUCUCUCCCUACAUCUACAUCUACAUCUACCCCUACAACCAAAGUACCAACUUCAACUGCCACCACCACAACUGCCAAAUCAUCCCCAACCCCAACCACAAAAUCCCUCACCGAGCGCAAAGAAGACCCGAAUAUGCCCAUCAAAGUCCCAACUGUCACGCCUAUUCCGGGGAUCGCCUAAACUAACUUACUCUUACUUAACUUCAGAUCUAGUUCAAAUCUAGUCUCAGAUUCCAUUUUCACUUUCAUGAACGUCUUGUAUUCUUCUUAUGAAGGAGGAUUGGGAAGGAUGGAUGAAGGGAUGGAUGAAAGGGUGGAUCUGAUGAUUGGUUAGCUUUAUCUUCUGUUUGCGUUUCGCUUUAAUCUACCUCUUUUUUUUUCUUUUGCUAGUGAAUGUCCUUCUGGUUGUUCAGUUGAAAGGAAAGAGUGAGAAGUAAAGGAUGUGGGUUCGUUAGAAGCUGUUUUGCUGACUAUGUAAGAGUCGUUCUAUCGAUUAAUCUAAUAGCUUCAAUGCUGCUUGCUAUAAAAUCAAGAAGAGAAAGAUAUAACUUGCUUAGAUCCCGACCGAGUCCGUACUAUAAUGGUGUCUUAUCAUUUUCUCGCAGACGUAUGUCGACUAUUCG